Molecule: messenger RNA, 3207 nt
Organism: Bursaphelenchus xylophilus (pine wood nematode)
Lineage: Eukaryota; Metazoa; Nematoda; Chromadorea; Rhabditida; Aphelenchoididae
Source: the annotation of a GenBank genome assembly
AUGGUCCGGCCCAAUAUCCCCGAAAACGACUUGGAAGACAUCAAAAAAUUGAGGGAGUUGGUCAAGGAUGAUGUAAGUUGAAAUAAAAAAAAAAAUUUUUUUUUGAUUAUGGGGAUUAGUUGGUGUAGAUUAAGAAUUGAAAAUUUAAGGCUGCUUUUAGCUGAAAUUUGAUUCUUUUUGAUAGGAAAAGGCUCGCUAAUUAUAGGAUUUUUGAUAGCGUAGACUUUAAAGAUGCUUACGGGGGAAGUACCCCAAGUUCGACGCAUAGAUUUUGAUGAAACUUGGCGCAAAUUUAGAAGAACUUUUUCUAGGAUAAUGCGAGAAUCCUAGCUCUCGCUUUGCAGAAACAGCCGAGAUUUUUGGAUCGAAAGUCGGCGAAAAUUUUGGACUUUUUGCCAAAUUUCGGGAUGAAAAGUUUUGUACUUACUGGUAUCGUAAAGGGUAAUCCCUGCACAAAAAAAUCAAUUUUUUCCGCAUGGUACUAGCAAAGUUAUGGCCAAAAAGUGUUUUUCUCUCUGACCGCACUCCGCGUUUAGCGCACUCUCUCGGCCGCAAAGAUCAUUCAAUAUCUCGGCAGCGCCUGAAAAGAGCGAGCUAAAACUUUCAGGAAUUGAUAUCUAGUCUCUGCCGGACGUGUGAGCAAAAUUUAAAGAAAAUCUGAGCGUCGCACUUGGGGUACUUCCCUUGUGAAAUUUGAUUGUUUUUGAUAAGAAACAGGAUUGUUAAUUACAGGAUUUUUCAUAGCGUAGAUGUAGAAGUUGCUUUGUUCCAUAUUCAAGCCUAAUUCUCCUAGCCAAUAACUUAAUUCCGCUCCAGCUGACUCCCUAUUACGACACGGACUUUAAUCUCCUCCGUUGGCUAAAAGGACACAACCACAACUUCAACGAGAUCGUCCCCAAGCUCCGGAAUCACUUGACCUUCCGCAAGAGUCAUUGGAAUUUGGAUACGGCGCAUCUGAAGCCGCGCGACCAUCCAAUUCAUGCGCAUUGGCAGGCGGGAUUGGGUGGAUUGGCCGGGAAAACCCCUCACACAUUCAUCAAUGUGGAACAGAGCGGAGGAAAUGAUUACUGGGGCAUGUUGUACACGUAUCCGCUGAAUGAGGUGAUGAGGGCGAGAGUCUACGAUUUGGAGUUUAUGUUGCAUAAAGUCAUGGAGCAUGAAGCGGAGACUGGUAAGAGAAAAAAGAUUAUAUAAAUAGAUCACUUUUUCCAAUAUCUUUGCAUGCUCAUUUGAAACCGGAGUUGGACGAUUGGGGAAAAAGACGAUUGGGGAAAAGUACGAUUGGGGAAACCGAAAAAUAUUAUUUUUCUUCGGUGCAAGUGUCAAAAAUUAGGAUAAUCCAGGGUGCUGAUUUCGAAAAUGACAUUCUUUUUUUUUGAUCUUUACUUUUUUCCUUAUGUAGUACUGUAAAGUAGUACUUUUUUGAAUUUUUUUCAUGAAUACUCGAUUUGGGGGUUUUACGGUGGUUCUGCCUUCAAAAUCAGAAAAAAAUGAGUAAGAUUUUCGAAAUCAGCACCAUCGUAAACCCCUAAAUCAAGUAUUUAUGGAGAAAAUUCAAAAAAUUACUACUUUACAGUGCUACCAAGCUUAAGGAAAAAAGUAACUAUCAAAAAAAACGAAUCUCAUUUUCAAAAUCACAACCCUCGAUCAUCCUAAUUUCAAACUUGCAUCGAAGAAAAGGAAAAAUUUUCAAAAAAAUUUUUCACAAAUAUUCAAAAUUAUAAAAAAUUUUGAAAAAAAAUUAAGCGUAUUUUCAGGUGAACAAACCUCCAUCAUGUACAUAAUGGACCUGGACGGCUUACACUACGAUAAGAAUCUGAUUUCUCUCCUGAACGGCGCUCUGGCCUCCAUCUCUGCCUUUAUGUCGGAACACUACGUCGAAAUGGUCCAUAGCUUUGUCCUCGUCAAUGUGCCCACCUUUAUCAGCUUUUUGUGGAACAUUGCCAAGCCAUUGUUGCCUCACCGAACGCGGAACAAAGUCAUCAUUUUGGAUUCGGACUGGAGAAACGAGAUUCUGAAGUUGGCCGAUCCUGAAGUUCUUCCGGCCUUUUGGAAUCUACCUGGGGAAGAUGUGAGUUGGUUUGGGGGCUUUUUGGGUAGCUUGAUGAUGACUUUUUUUCAAGUUUUUAACAUGAGGAAAUUCAUCAAUUUUUAACGCCAGAGAUUAGAGAAAUUUCGGAGAGUAGAGGAACCAUAUUUUGGUAAGUUAUAGAAGCAUAUUUUGACAAUUUUUUUGUCGAAAUCAUGUGCGUUUCAUACAGAAAACACAUUUGUAAUUUUCUGACAAUGAGCUGACUCUUUUUUGCCAUCUUUUGACCUAAAAAUCUCGACCAAAUCUUAGUCAUUUCCCAUUAUAGCAGCUAGAUUUUUCCCCGUUUGAUUCGCUUAAUUGGCACAUCAUUUUUAACACUUUCUUUUACCAGUUUAUUUGAUGUUUUCAUAUUUCAUACAUAUCCAUUCGACCUCCAUUUUCAGCUCUUCAAAGCCGACAUCAAACGGGCGGUGCCGUUCGAAAAGGACGGCUAUUACAAGGACGGGAUCCCCAAGGAUUCCCAAUUGUUGUACGUGAAAGCCGCGAGUGUUGGAUCGGUCGCUGUGGAAGCAGAGGAGGGCCAGAAGUUGAGCUGGGAAUUUAGCGCCGAUGGCAAUUUCGCGUACGGGAUCUACUUUUCCGAGGAUCCGAAACUGGAAAAUGUGGACUUGAUGACAGCCGUGUACCCUAGGUUUAAUGUGAGUACAGUGGGGACCUGAUCCAGUGGCAAAAAACGUAGCAUCUUGCAUCCAGGAAGCAUCAAAAAAUGUGGCAAAAUACCUCGCUUUCCAAGUGAAAAACUCAGGUUUCAAAAGCGCGCUCGCUCGUUUUGUGUGGGAAAUGGCGCUAUCUUCAAAACGGAGUUUUUUUUUGUUGGAGAGGAGACGUUUUGCCACAUUUUUGAUACUUCCCGGAUGCAAAAUGGUACGUUUUUUGCCACUGGAUCGGGUCACUGCAGUUCGUUUUAAAAUUAUUUUUUGAACGUCUCCAACCUUACUUAGAAUUUUAAGUUUAAAGUUGUGGUUGUUUAGAAGGUCCCAGGCCCGACGUAUGUCCCAUUGAGCGACUUUAUUAUCUGCCCUCGGACCGGGACUUAUCGCCUCUGGUUCUCCAAUCAACACGCCUGGAUCCACACUCUCAAGGUGCAUUACAAAUUGGAGACGAGCAAUGAAUAG